Molecule: messenger RNA, 1417 nt
Organism: Formica exsecta
Lineage: Eukaryota; Metazoa; Arthropoda; Insecta; Hymenoptera; Formicidae
Exons: 5
Coding region: 164-1231 (355 amino acids)
Biological process (GO): interstrand cross-link repair
Cellular component (GO): Fanconi anaemia nuclear complex
Source: RefSeq, a predicted model, not a curated record
GACGUAUGACUGACCAGGGAAGUGUACGAAGACACGGAGAGUACCCUCGUCCGGUUUUUUACAAAGCUCGAUAUGACUCGGCUGGGUCUCUCCAGAUCUCUAUUCACACCAGCUGAUUCUCUACGUCAAAUAAAGAAGAGCCCACGUGUGUUACUGAUCUACAAUGUCGAACGAAAUAUGUGCGAAACAAUGCAAUAUGAGCGAAUUGAUGCGAGAAGAUACGGAUUCGGAGGUCUUUUUCCAAAAGUAUACCUUAUCAGAAGAGACCACAGCGAGACUCGAAUCUAUCAGGAAAAUAAUGAAGGAUAAUAUUGCCCAGGCAAAUCCUCUGUGGAAAGUGAUAGCAGGAGAGAAUGAAGAAGAAGUAUGUUCAGAAAGUGAAAACAGUGAUAAUGAUGAUGAAUCAAACCAUAAUGAAUCGCAGAUGAUACAUGACCAAUUAGUAUUACCAUCUACUCAAUUUUACUUUACGCAAGCCGAGAGAACAGUUAUAGAAUCUGAAAAAUCUGUUACUGUAUCACCACAAAGAUGUGAUAUUUUAGAGUCUGCUUGUGAGAGUUUAGAACGAAAUAAUGGCAGACUAGACUUUGCUCAAUUAGAAAAUCUGUCCAAUGAAGAUCUUAUCUCAGUGGUGAAUGAGAUGGCAGGAAAAUUAAGUUCAAAGGGUAUUUAUAAUCUGUGUGCAUCGUUGAACAAUAUGACUAUCGAACAGAGAAUAAAAUAUCUCAAUAUAUUGUGCACACAUUUGUUGCUGCCAAAGAUAAUCGAACUUGAGGAGCCGUCUCGUUUAUUGUCAUCUGCAAUUGUGGAAUGCAUUAAAAACUUUCCUGAUGAGAUUCAGCAGUUUAUAUUUGUUCCUCUUCUCAAUGCUGAGUUAAAAGACACAAUGUUGAUCACUACUAUUGUAAACACAUUUGAUCUGCAAAAGAAAAUAGUUCUUUUAGAAGAGUUUCUUACAUAUGUCAAGGAGAUAAAGCCAUGGCACUUAUCUAUAUUACAAAAUUUCUUAUCCGUAAGACUGAAUCAUAAUAUGAUUGACAAAAUUACAAAACUAUUUUCGGGAAAAGCGCUUUAUUACUCUAAAGAUAAAACUUUUGGUAAACUUGUAUUAUCAUUUUUAAAAAUGAAUACAGGACUGUCUCAAGAGCAGAAAAAUCUAAUGGCCGAAGUCGUUGCCCUCAAUGAAACGUUAUUCAGGAAACCCAUGGAAAAUAUCUUAAAGAAUAUGUAGAUCAUUAAGUAACAUCUAAAAAAAAUUAAUGAUUAAAAAAAGGUUACUGUGUUUAAAGUUUCUUCUAAUUAAUGAAGUUACUCAAGAGAGCUAAAGAUUUUUUUAUUAUUUAAGAUCUAACUUUUAUAGUUUUUAAAUGUAUUUCUAGAUUUAUAUAUUCGAUAUUAAUAAGACAGAUGAAUCCAU